GGUGCGAGGGAGUUCGGGUGUGCGUGUGGUGCGCUGUAAGUCGCAUUGACUGAGUGAUUUGUUUUUCCUUGCAGUGAUUUUUUCAUGCUAUAAAUCCAGGGUGAAUUUAUUCAUAACCUGUGACUUGACUUUCCGAAUAAGAUGUGCUUGUGUUACCGUGAUUUCGGAAUAUGAGUAAAGUGACAUGGAAAUGUGAUGUGACGAUGUGAAAUUGAAGAAUUGAAUGAUUAUUUUUGUAUAUAUUUGAGGCAAGAGUAAAAAAGCGAAGUUUUUAGAAGAAUGGUUUCUUCGUUAGAAUAUCAAUUCGGGUGUGGAAACGGGAGAGUUUGAGUUUAUUUAAAAAGAAACUCCUAGUGAUGGACUUAAUCUAUAAGAUAAGACUGAAAUGCAAAGACGCGAAGAUGGAAAUAGGAAAUAUUUGGCGCCUAGGAGAAGCGUCCUUGUCAAGGAAGACAGCCUGCUGGUUUAGGCGGGAAAAUCAUUAUCGUGCGUCUCAUGUGAAAUUACCGUACUGGGUGGCCUCGAAUUUCAAGCUUCUUAAUCAUUUCUCCCUGACAUUUGCGCUGUCAAUUCAUGAAGUGUUUUGAAGCUUUUAAAAGAAGCUUUCGAGUGUAGUGAAUGUUUAGAACGUGUAGAGGAGGAACGGAAGUGCAUUCAGUUUUCUUGUGUGAAAUAGCGUCGCCGAUAUAAUUCAACAUGGAAGCCAAAGAGUGGUUCAAUCUGAGCCAGAUUUGUAGAAAUCGUUUCACCAGGACCCGGGACGACUCCAAGUGCAGUUUUUCUUGCUGCAGGAAAGGCGUGGCCAUGUGCUGCCGGAAGGCGGGUGUCGUCGGCAUCGUCGGGGCUGUGCUGGUGUUCCUAGGGCUGGUGCACCUGGUCGCUGGCGUGUACUUCAUGCUGGCGCUGCCCAUGUUUCAACUCGGGUCGAAUCUGUGGACAGGGGCCUGGUGUGGAAUCUGUGGCGUCAUUCUAGGGACCAUUGGGUGGAAACAACAGACUCUUCGGAAGGGCCAAGUGAUACUAGUGGCUUCCUUGAGUGUCCUAGUGGUAGAAGUUGCCAAUCUUGUCAUCAUUCAGGUUGGAGAAUACAGAGUUUUCCUCUCAGAAAACGACAGGAGGGUGAUUGUCGAGGACAACCAGGAUCUUACCAUGCAGAUAGCAUUUUGGUUGACAACUCUCGUGACUGCCAUGGGCAUCGUCGUCAGCUUUUUUGGUGCCCAGUACCUUUUUUGUGUCGUGGUAAGAGGUCCACGGGUGAAGGGGCAUAUGCCAGUCACAAGGUCUUUAUCCGAAGAGGACCUACAUCAUCGACAGGAUGGUCCAGAUUCCACUCCUUCGCUAGAGGAUGUCGUAGCCCUUCCUGACCCUGCUGGCUCUUCUGCUUGGGUUUAUCAUCCUGAAGAAGAUAAAAAUCCAACUGCUCUAUAUCCCAUGGGUUUGGAUUUACUGUCUGACUUUCCAGAUGGAUCAAGAAGACUGCCAGCACGUCACGCAUCUUUUGUUAAUCCUCGCUAUGCUCGUGUGCAUCAGCGACCACAACGGGCUCAGAGUUUUGCAGUCCGCAGAGAUCUUAGUAUUCCAGAUGUACGACUAAGACCACCACCACCUGUGGCAUGCCCCGAACUGCCAAAUUCUCAAUUCUAUUCACAGUAUGCAAGACCGCAUACCCGUCGCAUACAUCGUUCAAAUUCUGUUAGUGGAAGAAUAUUACUUGACGAAACACCCAGUGAAGGAGCAACUCUGAGUCGCAAGUUUCAUGCCUGUUCUCUGGAUGAUCUUGAUGCUGCUCCAGUUAUUGAAAUAGGGAUGGCUCCAAGAGAGAUGAGCCGCUCAGAAAACAGCUUAUCUUCAUCUUUCCAAGAACCACUGGCAUCUGAUAGUGGAUCUUCACAUGAACUAACAACUAGUUUCCAAGAAAGAUUUUUAGAUGGCAAGAAAGUUUUAACAUCAUUUGGUCCACUCAGUCGCCCUGUUACUAGAGUUAUAAAACCAAAGGCUCCAGCUCCACCACCACCUACAAAGCCUAAACCUUCAGUAAUAUCCGUUCCAGUUGCCCAUAAAAUUAUUAAAGUAGAAAAUAAUGAGGAUACAGAGGAGUCUUCUGCAAAUGCAGUAGAAACAGAGGUAACACAACAAAAUCAAUCUUGUUCAUCUAGUUCUGAAAAGACUACACGAUUUGAUACACUUCAGCCAACAGAAGAAAAUUCCAAAGAUUCUCGUCCACUUACAGGCAUGGUAAAGCGAAUUUCAUCAAUGGAUAAACCAAUACCUCUCCCAGUUAUUGAAGAAAAUAUUAAAAAUACACGGAAGAGACCUGCCCCACAACCACGUACUACAGUACCAGCCCAGUCAGAAGACUCCCCUAUAGAUGCAUCAGUGACUAAAGAUUCAGAAAGUCUUAAAGCAGCAAAGCCUGAAGUUGUAAAAUCCACAAAACCUGAAAUUGUAAAGCCUCCACGUACAUCUAUUGUUGAUAAGGCUCUAAGAUUAGCAGACAAGAAUAUGACCAUAACACGACCAACUCCAGUGAAAAAGCCAGAAAGAAAGAAAACUGAAGGGAACAAUGAGGCAAACUUACGACGCCUUGAGGAAGUCCUUACAAACAUUCUUGACCAUGGAGCACCUGCACCACUGAGAGCAACUAAAUCUGAUGAAAAUAUUAUGGAAAGCCUAAAAGCUUUGGAUACAAAGGUGCCAAAAAGUAUUCUAAAAAAGAGCCCAGGAAAGCCUAGUAAAUAUGAAGUUGCACACAGAGAAGCCAUUGAAGACUCUAAAGCAUUACUGGAGCAACUGCCUCAUGGUGAACUUCAAAGAAAUAAGAUAGUGCUAAGGGUUCCUUCAUUCAGAACAGCUGGGUGCCAAACAGAAGCUUAUCGUCCGGUUAGGCGACGAGCCUCAUGUGCACAAACCAAUCUCAGUGUCGCCCCACGUUAUAGAGAAGCUGCAGCUAGUGGGUCAAACCCAAAACCAAAUAUUCGCACCACUCAAACAGAACAUCGAAGCAAACCUGUGAGACGAGAAGAAACUCAGGAAACAGUAAUGCCUGAAUCGUCAUCAUCAUCAUCUGGAUACUCUUCUCCGGAAGUCAGUAGUAAAGAACCCUCUCCAGCUCAUUCUGGCCCUCCAUCUCCUGCCUCUUCUUCAGCCAUAGCCAGUGAUGAAGAAGAAAAACGAGGAGACACAAAUGUAACAGUAAUUGAAAUUAACAGAAGUGAAGCAGGCCCACCACGACUUCCUCCAUGGUAUGGGAUAGACCCGCAGCCUCCACCUCGACCUCCAAAGCCUCUACGUUUACGGCAUAUGUCUGAUGCAGCAGCAAUAAUGGCAAGACAAGGAGGCCUCUUGGUUCCUGUCCAUAGACGUGCUUCACAACUGCCAAUGUAUGAAGAUGUCUUUGGCUUGGCUGCACUUACUGAAAAUGUUAUGCUCCUCACAGAAGCAAUUAACCCUGUUCUAGUGCACAGUGCUCGACACAAUCAACUUAAUGGUAACGAUAGAUUUCCAUCAACUGCACCCCGUGUAGUUGAUGUUAUACGAAAACUUUCAAAUCAACAAGAUAGACCUUGGGAUGGACGUACAACUAUUGUCCCUCGUAACAAACCUGCCCUUCGCACUAACAGUCUUACUCUACCUAGACCAUCAGUCAUUCCAACUCCACAGCCAAGACAUACCAAGGCUUCCCAAAGAGAAGAGUUCAGUCACCAAACAGAACAUGAUGCAGAGUCCUCAACUGCAGCAUAUCUAGCAUCUCUGGAACUUCUUGCAUCACACUACAGACACCAAGCUCUUGCAAAUGCAAAGCAAUUACAGCUCCAACAGCGACUUUUAAUGCAGCAGCAACGUCAACAGCAUCAUGAAGUGGCUGACAAUGAAAUAAACAAGUCUCCACAGCAGACCCAGUCAAAAACAGUUACAGCACAAGCAUCAAGACCAAGCUUAGUAACACCAAUAAAAGAAGAGAGUGAUUGCUAAUCACAAAAAUGAAAUGUUCAAUGAGCGAAGCUUCAAGACGUUUUAAUAAUAAAUUAUUAUAAAUAGUUACUUUCCCAACUUACAUACUUUUCUGAAAGCAUUAACAUUACAUUAGUGUACUUGUUGGUAAACAUUCCAUAUCAGGCUCUAUUUGCUCAAAUUUUUCUUGCUUGAAUGGAAAGUUUAAUAAUGUCAUUAAAUGUACACAGUUCUGUAUACGUACUCAAGAGCUAAGUAUGAUACUCAAAGGCCAUGACCUGGGGAGACAGCUCUGUUAACCCUUUUAGGUUUUAGGUUAUUCAAAUACAAGUUUUAUCACAAUUUCUUCCAGUGGGAUAACCAGUCUCAAGCAGGAUUUGGGGAAAAAUUUUAAGUACACAGGACAAGUUGCAAAACUUACAAGGUUAACUUAUAUUUUUAAAAACUUUAGAAGUUACUUCUGAAAGAGGUCUGUUAGUUCAGAGAUAAAAGAUUAUAAUGACUGUCAGACAGUAACCGAGGCGUAAAUUUAUAACUCAAGUAAAAAAUCUACAAUACUAUACACUGGGUCAUAUGUUGAUGGACUACAAUGAUUCACUCCCAUUUUUAUGUGUACAUUUCCUUUAAAAUUUUGGCUCGAGAUGAUUUGACAUAGUUCCUUUAUGUAGGCUUUGGUGCCCAGAAGAGCUUGGUAAUACAUUAACUUCUAAGUUAAAACUAAUUAGUCUCCUUGAAACUAAGAGUUUCUGACUUCAGAUUAACUUAUGCACCUUGCAUCAACCUUCAGUGACAUAUGAAUGUAUAUAAUUUAUGUAUAUAUUAGUAGUAAUAACAAAUCUAUAUAUGUAAUGUAUAAAAAUUUCAACAAAUAUAUGUAAUAUAUAAAACAUUUCAACAACUUUAAAUUUCAUAAAGUAUUUAAAGAAGUUAUGUAAGGGAUACACAACAUGAUAAGAUGCUAAUUUUAGGUCCCCUUUCCUCCCUUCUGGAAAAGUGGUUAUUUUUAUAAUGUAUAAUAUUCAUGAGUUAGUUAAUGUACAAUAGAUGCACCAGUCCAUUUUAUACCAGUUUGAGUAAUCCUACACUAUUGUAAAAACUUUAUAUAUGAACAUUUGAUGAUCGUCUCUCCGCAAGAGGUACUGCCAAUAAUGCAACUUGAGCAACUAACUGUUGGUGGUGCUGAAGGCUUUAAUAGUCUUGCAUCCUAAGCAGCAUUGCAUUCUACAGUAUCAUUUUCAUGUAUUUCUCAUGGUUUGUUAAGCACCUAGAUGUUCAGCCAAAAUUGACUUUGGGCCUUGAAGUGACUCGGUAGUCUGGGUAACCUACUUCUUAAUAUCCAUUCCCAUAAACCUGUUUCCUUAAAAAGACUGCCUUCUUUCUUCAAUCAGUUUGGUGGCAUACAGUUUGACUUGAGGGGAGAAGGGAACCCAGUAUGACAAUCCAUAUUAUUG
Molecule: messenger RNA, 5402 nt
Organism: Macrobrachium nipponense
Lineage: Eukaryota; Metazoa; Arthropoda; Malacostraca; Decapoda; Palaemonidae
Exons: 8
Coding region: 697-3972 (1091 amino acids)
Source: RefSeq, a predicted model, not a curated record